This is a messenger RNA of Rotaria sp. Silwood1, 3126 nucleotides long. The record is from the annotation of a GenBank genome assembly. NCBI's taxonomy places the organism in Eukaryota, Metazoa, Rotifera, Eurotatoria, Philodinida, Philodinidae.
AUGACUUCAGAAUCGGAACUCGAACUUUGCUUGUACCCAAAUGAAACAGGUUUCAUUGGGAAACUUUCAUUAACUACAUCGGACGAAACUCUUCUCUCGAAGUCAAAGGUUGCAACUAUCGUUAUUCUCGAUCGCUCUGGUUCAAUGGGUAAUUUUGUUGGCCGAUUUGUUAACCGAAUUCUACCCAGAAUUUUAAAAACAUUGGACUAUGCUAAUGAUCAAAUUAUUACAUUAAUUACAUUUGAUGAUAAUGCAAAUAAGUAUACUAUACCAGUUAAAGAGCUAUCUAAGUUCAAGAUUCAAUCUCAAGGUUGCACUUAUAUGGCACUAGCCAUUUCAAUGCUAAUUCAAACUAUUCUAAUUGAAUUACCAACAGAUUGUCGUACUUUACGAUUGUUAACAAUAUCAGAUGGUGAUGUAGCUGAUCAAGAUCAAGUUCAAACCGAAGCAAUUCAAUUGACUUCAUUGAUCAAAAAUGAUUUCAUCAUUAACUCCCAAGCUGUUCGAUUAUUUACGUCUACAGCUCAGCCUGAUACAAGAGCAGUUUCAAGUGUAUUACAAUUGAACAAUGUAUCACGAGUGAAUUUACUAGAUUUGAAAGCAAAUCUAAGUAAUGAAGAAAUUUCGACAACAAUAGCCAAUUUAUUUUCUAGUGAUGCUCUUGAUCAACGUGCAUUACUCAAAUCGGACGAACAAAUAUUGAAAAGUACACCAUGGCAAACAAAAGAUUCAGACUCGAUCUCUUUAACAUCUGGUGAAAAUUUAUUCUGGCUGAGCAAAUUACCCAUAGGCAAAUUAAUGAUUGGUAACAUGAAUAUCAACUAUAGAAUAGCUGAUGGAUUGACUAUUGAUACGUAUGAAAAACUAUUAAAAACGAAAAUUGAAUAUUUUAUGAAUCAAUUGAAAAUCCUCAAAGUUGUCAAUACAGUCGAAUCGGAAAAGGAAAUCAGUAGCAUACUUGACUAUUUUCAACGCAUUGAAAAUUCAUUGUUAGCUAAUGAAAACGAUCUACCUGUAUUAUUGAAUGAUUCGAGUCUGCGUGCACGUUUACAACAUAUGAAAAGUACCAUUGCUCGAAAGAAAAAGUCAUUUGUUAUGCGCAUGUCACAGAUCGCUAAUGAUGAUAAAGUUUCUCAAUUGAAUUCAGCACAGCAAGCUGAAUAUUUACGUACAAUGGAUGCAUCAUCAAAGAAUGCGUGCGGUUUGGCACGACGCGCUAUCGCAAAAGGAUUAGAUUUCAAUGAAAUUCUUCGAAACGAAAUUCGAAAUAUGGCUAAACAUAUUGACGAACUCAAGGAUAUAGAUGAUAGUGAACAUUUAGCAUCGUUUUAUUCUCAAGAUACUACUCUUGGAGGGAUACGUGCCGUAUGUCAAUUGGUUCAUGAAAAUCUGUUAGAUGAUGUUGAUGCAAAUGGUAUUUUGCAAAUGGUAAAUAUAGUUGGAAUUCCUUGUUCAGGUCCUAUUGGUGAAUUUCCUGAUCCAAUGACAUGGCGUGUUAAUGAGUUAUACCUAGGUUCUUAUGUCAGUCUAUCGGAUGUUUUAACAGUAUUCACUCAGUCUCGUGGUAAACUAUUACAAACACCAGCAACGAACAAAGACAUUAUCAAUGUUAUUCCAAUUAUUGAUGACAAACGUAUCGCUCAAUUUUUACAUUCGUAUGCACCGUCCAUUUUAGAAUAUACAUCGUCUAUUGGUAUGAGACGUUUAUUGGCUGAUGUACCGAUGACUGCUGGCUAUACUAUUUGUGCUGGUAUUUGGAAAUUGGUCGAAGAUUUGAAUGAGAAUAAAUCGGAAUUAUAUUUGGAAUCAUUUGAAAAGUUAGUUAAAACCUAUGAAAUUAUAGUUGGAAACUACUUUGAUCACAUUAUGCCAUAUAUUAAAGAACAAGAUGUUCAAUCAUCUUACUAUAUUGCAAAUAAUGGUAUUACGAAUAUGAUUAGUCCACUAAUUAAAUUGUAUCGUGAAAAUGAUUCGAAAAAAUUACAAUACAUGCCGAAAAUUUUACGGGCUUUAUAUACGUACGAAAUUUGGCAAGCUGUACGUCGACAAUACAAAAAUCGAGAUGAUUCUGAUCUGAUAGCACAAAAAAUGUUGGAUCGAUUAAUAGGACUCGAUUUGAAUAAAUAUAAAACGCCAACACAACCAUUGUUUCAGAAUGAACCAUUGUUAGACGAAAUUCAAUUCCAUGAUAAAGCACAUGUUGAUGAGAAAUACUUGGAUGAACUGAUUGCAACAGUCUAUUACGUUGAUUAUGUUACUCUACUACCUAAAUUCAUUUCUGCCGUAGUCAAUUCUAAUACUAAUAGUAUUAAGGAUAUUUCUCCAAUCAAUCAAGAUUCAAUAUGUCAAACUUUAGACAUUGAUUAUAAUUUGAAGUUUUUUAAGUUUUUUAACAUUUUCCAAGCGCUACAAUAUACAACAAAGGCCAGUCGAGUAGAUAGUGAUAAUGAAAAGAUGAAGAUUAUUGAUGUGGGCAAUAGACGAGCGGCUAAGAAGAUGGUACAAGAAUACAUAAGAAAAAAAUUUGAAAAUCAAUAUGCAUCCGAUUUAGCAGUUAAGCGACGUUUAGAACGUACCGAAUCAGUUUCAUUAUUGGUUACGUCAAUUCUGCAAGCGAAUUCUCAUAGUGAUAUUGUCAAGUUGAUGCGAAACGGUAUCACAUAUGGAAAACUUCAUUUGACAAUUGAAAAUUCUUCGAGCUUAGGAUUUAUAGAAUUAAAGCAGAAACUGUUAGAUUUGAAUGAAAAUGUACCUAGACGAUUGGACAUACUCAAAGUUUUUCUUCUGGGAAGAGACGAUGAACUUAAUGAUGAACCUGUUUGGAAUAAUGGAAAUGUUCUGUUCACAACAGAACUCAGUGACUAUGAAAAUAUUUUUACUAAAUUAGGUCAAAAUGACGAAUGGAUCAAACUUAGAGCACAAUAUAUAAAACGAAGAUUAUAUAUCUAUCGAGAUGAAUUACUCAAUCGUCAUGGCCAUGGAAAUAUAAAGCCAUCAUAUUGGGCAUAUGGAUAUGCGACACUUCAGCUCUACAAAGAUAAUGUUUCGUUGGAUGAAUUCAAUAAAUAUUGUCAAAUCCAUAGCAAUUGCUGUGGUGUAUCUCAAAUUACUGGACUACUCAGAUAA